AUGUCUCCCUUCGAAAAUAAAGGACUGAUAAUGGGCAUAAUGGCGGGGACUGCUGGAAUAAGCCUGAUGCUGAUUUGGUACCGUAAGAUCCGAAAACCCGGAGCGGCUGUGCGUAUACCUGUGUUCCUAGAUGUAGGUAGCAGGCUCAAUUCUGUGGGCUUGCAAAAUGAAGCUCCUGAUGAGCAAGGAGUGGUCAUGGUUUUACACGGAAGGCAACUGCAGAUACUAGAAAAACUGAAUGGCUUGUUAGUAAGUGUGGAUGAACUGAAGAGAGAGGUGAAAUUUCUGAAAGAAGCUAUUCCAAAGCUUGAAGAGCUUGUUCGAAACGAGCUUCAAGGGAAGGGAGGUGUUCAGAGAGUUAGCCCCUCGCACAGAGCAACGAAACGGAGAAAAGCUGAGACAGCUUCUGGUGCAACAGAAACUACCAGCUCUGAGGAGGCCGAAAGUGAAGGAGGUUAUCUUACAGCUCAUACUGACUCUGAAGGAGACUCCGAUGAAGAAAAGGGAUGUAUGAAAUCACCCGAUGCCAUUGUGAAAUCAGAAGAGUUAGUUAAUCUUCUACAGCAGGUGGACAAUUUGCACAAAGGUUCAGAGGAUGAUAAAAAGGAGGGCUUCAGACUGCUGCUUGAGAAAGAUGACAAGUAUGAAAACUGUGUGGACUUUCUUUGGAGAGUUGCACGUGCUUAUGGAGAUCUGUUUGAGAUAACUACUGAUGCUGAGGAGAAGAGAAAAUACGUUACUGAUGGUAAGCAGCGGGAAAAUGUUUAUGUAGAGCUGGAUGCCAGCAGUGCCGAGAGUCACCAGUGGUUUGCAGUUAUGUGUGGCUAUAUGUCUCAGUUUGACAGUGUACAAAACAAAAUCAGGAAUGGUUAUCUCUUUAAGGAGCACCUAGACAAAGCAAUCGAACUUAAGCCUCAAGAUCCUUUUUUAUAUUACCUAAAUGGAAGAUGGUGCUAUUCAGUAGCUCAAUUGUCUUGGAUUGAAAAGAAAGUAGCUGCUGCUCUCUUUGGGACUCCACCAACUUCAACAGUAGAAGAAGCACUGCAGUAUUUCCUUAAGGCAGAAGAAAUGCGUCCAGGAUAUUCCAAAUACAAUUAUGUGUAUUUGGCAAAGUGCUAUAAAGAUCUUGGCCAGAAAAACAAUGCACUGAAGUACUGUGAUUCUGCGCUGUCAAUUCUCUCAGUUACUAAUGAGCGUGACGCACCUCUUGGUCUGGAAGGACUCUGUCCAAAGGUGACAUAA
Opisthocomus hoazin is the source of this 1242-nucleotide messenger RNA. NCBI's taxonomy places the organism in Eukaryota, Metazoa, Chordata, Aves, Opisthocomiformes, Opisthocomidae. The record is from RefSeq and is a predicted model, not a curated record.